AUGUUUCGAGUUGCGACGAUUUUUGUUUUAUUCAUAUAUGUUAACGGUGCAUCAAUUACACCAGAAUCACAAGCAGAAACUGUGGCAUAUCAAAAUACAAACGAUGGUAGCGGGAACUAUUUCUUCAGUUAUGUAACAUCUAACGGCAUAACAAGACAAGAAAGUGGGCAUCUUGUUAAUGCAGGACAACCCGACGAGCACGUUGACGUGGAAGGUUUUUAUUCUUACACGGAUUCUGAUGGAGUUUUACAAAGCAUAUAUUAUACUGCAGAUACUAAUGGAUAUUCUAUUCGAACAAAGCCACUUCUUAUUCAGACACCUUUUUCACUACCCGAAACUGUCGUAGCAUCAUUGCUUGGAAAAUGA
Parnassius apollo (apollo) is the source of this 366-nucleotide messenger RNA. The record is from the annotation of a GenBank genome assembly. Lineage: Eukaryota; Metazoa; Arthropoda; Insecta; Lepidoptera; Papilionidae.